This is a messenger RNA of Carcharodon carcharias (great white shark), 2385 nucleotides long. Its product is annotated as CMP-N-acetylneuraminate-beta-galactosamide-alpha-2,3-sialyltransferase 2-like. The transcript is spliced from 6 exons. Gene Ontology annotation, molecular function: beta-galactoside (CMP) alpha-2,3-sialyltransferase activity. The coding region runs from base 1154 to 2140 and encodes 328 amino acids. The record is from RefSeq and is a predicted model, not a curated record. Lineage: Eukaryota; Metazoa; Chordata; Chondrichthyes; Lamniformes; Lamnidae.
UAUUUCCUGUUUCCUUUGACCUUUAACUUCUGCUAACUCGAUUUUGCUGGAGCCGGACUGCUUUUGUCAGCUUUCAGAACAGUUUUACAGCAGUCAUGAGUUGUGUGGUAGGAGCUGCCUUUGGGGCUGGAGCACGAGGGGAAGCAGCAAAGAAACCAGGAGAAACCAGGAGCAGCUGGCAGAGGUAGGAGGAGGGCUCUGCGUGGCAGACCAUGCCACAGUGAGCCCCCAGGGGACUUUGUCCGUCUGAACCUCACUCCGGGGCAUGCCUCAGGAGCUCUGCUUCACUAAGGAGGGCAUCUUCCAGUUAGAUCACCUGCUGCAGUCACAGCACAAACCUCCCACCAGGAUGUGAGCAGCACUUCCCUUGGCUGUUGUCAAGGUCCCCAUCACCCUUAACAAGGGCAAAAGGCACCUUCCAGGCUGCAGUGGAGGAUAACAGUGACUGUAUAAGGGAGGUCACCCAGGCUGUCUGCACCAGGAGGAAUAACUACAUCAUCCUUCCCCUGAAAAAGAGAGAGAGAGCACAAAGCUGGGCCUCGAGGCUGAAAGCUGUUUUUAGACAUCUUGACUUCUUUGUGUUUUAUAUUAAAAAAGCAGCACUGUUUUUGGUUAAUAAUAAUGACGCCCUCCUUAACAUGGUUCACGGUAAGUUACAGGAGUCCCUAUUGUAUAGGGAGGAGGGGUAGAGUUUUUGUCGUUCUUUCACAGGAUGUGGAUGUCGCCGGCUAGGCCAGCAUUUAUUGCCCAUCCCUAACUGCCCUUGAGAAGGUGAUGGUGAGCUGCCUUCUUGAACCGCUGCAGUCCAUGUGGUGUAGGUACAUCCACGUGCUGUUAGGAAGGGAGUUCCAGGAUUUUGUCCUAGCGACAGUGAACGAACGGCAGUGAGAGAGUUCAAAUGAGGAUGGUGAGUGGCUUGGAGGAGAACUUGCAGGUGGUGGUGUUCCCAUGUGACUGAGAGCUAAAUAAUCAGCUUUUGUUAGUCAUCAUAUGGGACUAAAUUAUUCUCUUAUACUUUAAAAACUUUCAGCUCAGAAUGUUGUUGAAGGAUGAAACAGGCUAUUGGAGAUCAUAGUUUGUGAAGAUCUCUCAGUGUUGAGCGGGAUUUUAACACUAUCCACCAGGAGCUGAAUGAUUUUCCACCGACUUCAACAUGGUCUGCAAUUUCAGAAAGAAACUUUACAGAAGGAUGAAGUCUUUCCUUGCCAUCUGUUGUUUUGUGUUUCCCAUAUACUAUAUCUUCAGCCUAAGCCUAGAGAAGGAAGGACCCUUGUGUAUGAAGCAUACUUGCAGCUGUGAGACCUGUAUUUCAGAUCGAGGCAUCUCCCACUGGUUUGACAAGAGAUUUAAUUCAAGUAUUCAGCCACAAUUGACCAGUAACAAUGAAAAGAUCCCCCAGGAGGUCCUUUCAUGGUGGUUGAGGUUACAGUCUAGGCAUCCGAAGCUGAACAUUGCCCAGAGCAAACUCUUUGAGGCCAUGCCUAAAUCCAAACCAUCUAAGACUGACCGUUCCUGUCAGUGUCGGAGGUGUGCCGUUGUUGGAAAUUCUGGAAAUCUCAAAGGAUCAAAUUAUGGAGAGUUGAUUGAUUCGCAGGAUGUUGUUAUAAGAAUGAACAGGGCAGUGACCAAGGGACACGAGUCUGAUGUGGGAAAAAAGACCACCCACCACUUUAUGUACCCAGAGAGUGCCAAGGACCUUGAAUCCAAUGUUCACCUGGUACUGGUCCCGUUUAAACCUCUCGACCUAUGGUGGUUUAUGAAUGUCCUAUCAAACAAAAAAAACGUUCUGAUAUACAGGAGAGUGAAAAAUCACAUUAAAGCUGAUCCAGACAAGAUCAUCAUCUUUCAUCCAACCUUUUUCAAGUAUAUCCACGAUGAAUGGACUGAGCACCAUGGACGAUAUCCUUCCACCGGGAUGCUGGCUCUCAUCUUUGGCCUUCACAUCUGUGAUCAACUGUCGGUGUUUGGCUAUGGCAUGGACAGGAAAGGCAACUGGCACCACUAUUGGGAAAAUAACCAGUUAGCUGGAGCUUUCCAUUUAACAGGAGUACACAACGCAACUUUCGAGACUCAUGUCAUCAGUCGCUUGGCAGAAAUUGGAAAAAUCCAUCUAUAUAGAGGCAGACUUGGAGGUUCCUGAAUUGACCAGUAUACAAUCCUGGUCAGCAAUUGACCAGACUAUUCAUCACUGGGAUUAGACCAGUCAGAUCCGGCAGAACAUACAGAACCAAGUUUGGAAGAACUUAAGACUGAUGGAACCAACUGCUUCUUUCCGUGAGCGCUCUGCAAACCUCGGACAGAAAUAUGUUAAGAUGAGCUGAUGGUUUUGAGAAUCACGGUGGCUUCUAUUUAAUUCUUUCCCCCAAAUAAAUUUUAUAUAACAAA